AUGGGAUCAAAUGAAUUCGAAAGCCUCUGGCUUUUCGCCAUAGCUUCAAAAUGCAAAUCUUUCACUUACAUAAACUCCAUAACCUUCGCAUUUCUUCUUCUUCUCGCAUGGCUAUGCAUGAACUUGAUUUUCUGGGCACACCCCGGUGGCCCAGCUUGGGGUAAAUACAAAUGGCGAAAACUCACUGGUACAAAGCCGAUACCCGGCCCGAAUGGUAUCCCAAUUAUUGGAAGCAUGAAACUCAUGAUGGGUUUAGCACACCAUAAACUUGCAGCCAUGGCGGAAUUUUGCAAAGCCAAGCGUCUAAUGGCUUUCAGCCUCGGCGAAACACGCGUAAUUGUUACGUGCAAUCCCGAUGUUGCGAAAGAAAUACUGAAUAGUUCAACUUUUGCUGAUCGUCCGACGAAGGAAUCAGCCUAUAAUCUUAUGUUCAAUAGAGCCAUCGGGUUCGCCACCUACGGUGUUUACUGGCGGAGCCUCCGUAGAAUCUCCGCUGCCCACCUGUUUUGUCCGAAGCAAAUUAAGGCUUCGGAGUUUCAAAGGUCGGAGAUCGCUAAUCAGCUGGUGGCAAUGUUUCGGGCUGAAAAGGGUGAGAUUUGGGCCCGGGAUGCACUGAAACGGGCUUCUCUUAGCAACAUGAUGUGCUCUGUCUUUGGUAAGAAUUACAAGCUGGAUUCUUACAAUUAUGAAACAAAUGAAUUGCAGAAAUUGGUGGAUGAAGGGUAUGAUUUGCUGGGUACGACGAAUUGGUCUGAUCAUCUUCCUUGUUUGUCUGAUUUCGACAUCCAAAAGAUUCGGUUAAGAUGCUUCAACCUCGUACCCAAAGUGAACCAGUUUGUCGGCCGCAUUAUCGAAGAACACAAGGCGGAAUCCGGAGAGCUUGGUCGUGAUUUUGUUGAUGUUUUGCUGUCUCUUCAAGGGCCUGAUAGAUUGUCGGAAUCCGACAUGAUCGCCGUUCUUUGGGAAAUGAUAUUUAGGGGUACUGAUACUGUGGCAGUUUUGAUAGAGUGGAUAUUGGCAAGAUUGAUGUUGAGGCCCGAUAUCCAAUCAAAGGUCCACAGUGAGUUGGACAAGGUUGUUGGAAGUUCACGUGCCGUGACGGAGACCGAUUUGGUGGAAUUGGUAUAUUUGGCGGCGGUGAUAAAGGAAGUGUUGAGGUUGCAUCCACCGGGUCCACUUCUAUCUUGGGCUCGAUUAGCGAUAACUGACUCAGUGAUCGAUGGAUAUCGCGUACCAGCCGGGACCACAGCAAUGGUUAACAUGCUUGCACCAUUUGGGUCUGGUCGAAGGUCUUGCCCUGGUAAGACGUUGGCUCUAACCACUGUCACGUUCUGGAUCGCAUCACUGUUGCAUGAAUUCGAGUUUGAGCCUUGUGGCCAAGUUGACUUAUCUGAGGUGCUAAGGCUUUCUUGUGAAAUGGCCAAUCCAUUGAUGGUUAGGGUACGAUCCAAGUGA
Molecule: messenger RNA, 1455 nt
Organism: Fraxinus pennsylvanica
Lineage: Eukaryota; Viridiplantae; Streptophyta; Magnoliopsida; Lamiales; Oleaceae
Source: the annotation of a GenBank genome assembly